UUGUCCACAAAAAAGAACAUCAUUUGUUCAAAGGAUGCAAAAGAUUAUCUAAAUAAAGAAAAGCCUGCUGAAACACCACAGAUCGGCUUUUACGUAUAUAUUUUAUGCUUUGUGGCAGUUAUUGGAGGCUUUCUUUUCGGCUAUGACAGUGCAGUCGUCUCAAGUGCAAUGCUUUACAUUCCGGAUGCUGAUGGUAUGAAAAAAUUGAGCGUUAUUUGGAAGCAGCUUAUUGUCAGCAUUACACCAGGCUUAGCAGCUAUUGGAGCGCUACUUGCAGCACCAUCUUCUGAUCAUUUUGGGAGAAAGAAAGUCAUCAUUUUUUCUAGUUUGGUUUUCACGAUUGGCGGUAUAGUCUGUGCCGUUUCUCCUGAGAAGAUAACAUUAUUCUUCGGAAGAAUGCUUUUGGGAUUAGCCAUUGGUCUGUCGUCUGUCAUUGUGCCAGUUUAUGUUGGCGAAACAUCGCCAGCAUAUAUGCGUGGAUUUCUUCUAACAGCCUUUCAAGUGAUGAUAUGUUUUGGCGAAAUGUCUGCUAGCCUAAUAUCAGGUGCUUUUUCAUACAUUGAUCCUGAAAAAGUUGGAUGGAGGUUAAUGAUGGGAUUUACAUCAGUUCCCUCGUUUAUCCAACUCGUUGGUUUUCUUUUUCUGCCAGAAAGUCCGCGUUAUCUGUUCAAAAAAGGACAGGAAAUAUUGACAAAGAAGGCAAUUUUUGUUCUUAGUAAAAUCUACAAAAAUGAUCUGAAUUGGGUGGAAUAUGAAAAGGCUGAAAUAGCAAGAGUUUGUCAGCAGGAAUUGGAAGCAAAAGCAACAGCUACAAAUGAAAUUGUAAUUGUUCGAAUGUUGAAAACACGACAUGUUCGUAAAGCAUUAAUUAUUGGCUGUUUAUUACAGAUGUUCCAACAGCUAUGCGGCAUUAAUGCUAUUAUGCAUGAGUUUUUUUUUUUGGGUACUUUUGUACCACUAUUUUUGAUUGACAAAUUCGGUCGCCGUUUAUUGUUGCUAAUAUCAGUUGCCGGUGUCGAUGUUGCUCUGUUUUUAACUGCUGUUGCAUUCUUGUUGAUUAAUCGAGAUUCAGAUCUUGUAAACACUGAAGUUGCUUCAGAAUACAAUAUUACUGAUUCUUCAUGUUUCGGAUACAGUAACUGCGACUACUGUGUAACCGACGACAACUGCGGAUUCUGUUAUCUCAAAGACUCUGAUAUUCUUGGUCAAUGUUUGCCGGUAAAUGACGAUGAUUCUGAUCUUUCAACAGUUGGUUGGUGUUCAACUGCCGACACAAACUUUACUUUUCAUAACGAAUAUUGCACUACAAAGUACACAGCAAUGCCUAUAGUCGCUAUCAUUAUCUAUAUUUUUUUCUUUGCAAUAGGGUUUGCUCCUUUGGCAUGGGCACUCAAUGCAGAAUUUCAUCCAUUAUGGGCUCGAAGUUCCGGCUGUGCUCUGUCAACAUUUACAAAUUGGUUUUUUAGCUUAAUAAUUUCGCUAACAUUUCUAAGUCUUAGUACAGCAAUUACAAAAUAUGGUGUAUUUUUUAUAUAUGCUGGAAUAACGUUUGUUGCAUUUUUCUUUGUUCUAAAAUUUAUACCAGAAACAACUGGAAUUGGUAUCGAAGAUGUGGAGCUGCUGUUUAUGGACGAAACCACACGAAAGAAAGUCAUUGCUGAACGUGAAAAAAGUAAUGGGGAAAAAGAGGAAGAAACUUUGGAAAAAAAAAUAAAUCAUCAAAAAAGCAUAUCUGAAAACAGCGCAAAUAUUAAAUAUUAG
Messenger RNA from Enterobius vermicularis (human pinworm), 1761 nucleotides. The record is from the annotation of a GenBank genome assembly. NCBI's taxonomy places the organism in Eukaryota, Metazoa, Nematoda, Chromadorea, Rhabditida, Oxyuridae.